This is a messenger RNA of Drosophila persimilis, 1452 nucleotides long. RefSeq names its product DDB1- and CUL4-associated factor 13. Gene Ontology annotation, molecular function: protein binding. The coding region runs from base 20 to 1357 and encodes 445 amino acids. Gene Ontology annotation, cellular component: small-subunit processome; nucleolus. The record is from RefSeq and is a predicted model, not a curated record. NCBI's taxonomy places the organism in Eukaryota, Metazoa, Arthropoda, Insecta, Diptera, Drosophilidae. Gene Ontology annotation, biological process: maturation of SSU-rRNA from tricistronic rRNA transcript (SSU-rRNA, 5.8S rRNA, LSU-rRNA). The transcript is spliced from 3 exons.
AACGUAAAUAAAUGCUAUCAUGAAGGUUAAAAUGAUAAGUCGCAACCCGGACAACUAUGUCCGGGAAACCAAGCUGCAGCAACACAAAAUGCCCCGCAACUAUGAUCCAUCGCUGCAUCCACUGGAGGGCCCCAGGGAAUAUGUGCGUGCGCUGAAUGCCACCAAACUGGAUCGCGUAUUUGCCAAACCUUUUGUCUGCAAUUUGAGUGGACAUCGCGACGGCGUUUCCUGCUUUGGCAAGCAUCCCAAGCUGCUCUCCACGCUAGCCACCGGAGCCUACGACGGCGAGGUGCGUAUCUGGGACCUGGCGAAUCGCGUGAGUGCCCGGAGCUUUGUGGCCCACAAUGGAUUUGUGCGGGGAAUCGCGUAUGCGAAGGAUGGAGAACGUAUCUUCACCGUCGGCGAUGACAAAACCAUUAAGGUUUGGAACUCACAGGCACCGGAGGUGGGCGAGGAGGAGGAGCCGGUCAACACAAUACUGAGUCGAUAUGGCAUGCAUGGCAUUUCGCACAACCGCAAAGACAACAGCUUUGCCACGUGUGGCGAGGUGUGCGCCAUUUGGGAUGAGCAGCACAAUGAUCCUCUGAAGACGCUUAAAUGGGGAGUGGACACCCUGCACACGAUUUCGUACAAUCCGGUGGAGACCAAUGUGCUGGCCUGCUGUGCCAGCGAUCGUAGCAUCAUACUAUACGAUCAACGUGAGGCUCAACCGCUGCGCAAGGUGGUGUUAACCAUGAAGAGCAACAAGCUGGCCUGGAAUCCCAUGGAGGCGUUCAACUUUACAGUGGCCAACGAAGACUGCAAUCUCUAUACCUUUGACACACGUAAACUUCAAACUCCUCUAAAGGUGCACUUCGAUCACGUUUCCGCCGUAACCGAUGUGGACUAUGCACCCACAGGGAAGGAAUUCGUCUCUGCUAGCUAUGACAAGACUAUACGCAUCUAUCAUGCCCAUCAGAGUCAUUCCCGAGACAUUUACCAUACCAAGCGAAUGCAACAUGUGGUCUGUUGUGCCUGGUCUUUGGAUAAUCGAUAUAUUUUCUCUGGCUCCGACGAAAUGAACGUGCGCAUGUGGAAAUCGAACGCGUCGGAGAAGCUGGGAAUCAUUCGCCCAAGAGAACGUACUAAUUUCAACUAUCAGGAGGCCCUCAAGGAAAAGUACGCUGCACAUCCGCAAAUCAAACGCAUCGCACGUCAUCGUCAAGUGCCGCGCCAUGUUCUCAAUGCCCAGAGAAAGAUGCGUGCGGGCAAAGAGAAGGACCAAGUAAAGGAGGCCAAUGUGCGAAAGCACUCCAAGCCCGGCAAAGUACCCUACGUCAGCGAGAAGAAAAAGCAUGUACUGAAGGAAGAAGUCUAAAUACGUUUACAAACCAAGUAGUCGAAUAAGUAAAACAGAAACACACGUAGGACCAUACCAUACCAUACCAUUGAUAAUGAAAAGAAAGUAACGAA